AUGAAGGAUAAUAACAUUAACCGUGAAAUUUCUUUUAUAUUACAAAAUUCAGAAAAUCGCACAAAAACUUUUAAAAGAGGAUAUUAUUGUUUUAAAAGCAAUAUAUCACAUAUUUGUAUAUUUUACUCUGCCAUGGAAGAUGUCUGGGUAGCUGUACUAAUUAAUGGUUGGAUUAAAAUUAAUAAUAGAAUCUUGGGAAAUGAAGCUUUGGCUCUUAUUGAACCACAAUGUAUUAUUGAAAUUGAUAAAGAACAAUAUAUUUUUUAUUCAUACACCAAUCAGACUAAAGCAGCCAGUAAAGUAGUAACUGAAUUAAUAAGUAAUGCAGAUGAGAAAAAAGUUUAUAAAGAAGAUAUUUUGUUUUAUUUGUCAAAUUUAAGAAACAUUUUAGAUCUUGAGUCAUAUUUCGAAAUACUUAUGCAAAAUCCAGUAUUUGAAAGAGAUGAAAAUGGAUUAAUUAAAAUGAAUUAUUUUAUUUAUGGAUUGUACAGAUAUUACGAUAUAAGGUUUUUACUUUUAGCAGAAUUUAAAUAUUAUAUGAACAUUGGUAAAAUGUUUUAUAUUAUAGAAUUUCAAAAUUUCUUUUGUAAUAGUAGUACUUAUGAUUAUUUACAAAAAAACCUUUUUAAGUGUAAAAAUGGUACUUAUACUAUUCCUGAAUAUCUUUACGAUUUAGUAGGACAUUUUUAUAUAGACCGAUUAAGAUAUCCUGAUUGUGAAACUUUUGAAAUUUGUAGAAUAUGGAAAUCUUAUUACGAUUUGGGUGAUCAAUAUAAUACCCCUAAUUUGAAAAAAAUAAAAAUAGAUAUAUUUGAAGAUUUUAAUAUAAAAAAGUGCUGCAAAUCCGAUGAACACAGUGGUGAAAAGAUUAGUCAAUUCCAUGAUGUGCCUGUGUACAUGGAAAUGAACUUACUUAGGAAUUGUUUUAAAGGUAUUGGACGGACACAUAAACGCGAUAGAAAACAAAAGAAACGAUCACAUAGUCUUGUAGAAGAUCGAGGUAGUAUUAACGAUAAAGUAUGGAUGUUUGAAAAAAGACCAAACGAUAUCUAA
Molecule: messenger RNA, 1053 nt
Organism: Vairimorpha ceranae
Lineage: Eukaryota; Fungi; Microsporidia; Nosematidae
Exons: 1
Coding region: 1-1053 (350 amino acids)
Source: RefSeq, a predicted model, not a curated record